Messenger RNA from Polyodon spathula (Mississippi paddlefish), 3095 nucleotides. It is a transcript of the gene mak, whose product is annotated as male germ cell-associated kinase. Gene Ontology annotation, molecular function: ATP binding; protein serine/threonine kinase activity. Bases 347 to 2230 code for a protein of 627 amino acids. The record is from RefSeq and is a predicted model, not a curated record. Gene Ontology annotation, cellular component: nucleus; cilium; cytoplasm. NCBI's taxonomy places the organism in Eukaryota, Metazoa, Chordata, Actinopteri, Acipenseriformes, Polyodontidae. The transcript has 14 exons. Gene Ontology annotation, biological process: protein phosphorylation; cilium assembly; intracellular signal transduction.
UGGUGGAGUGCUCCGUUGCCAAGGAGAGAGUCAAAGCUAUCAGAAACAGGAGGAAGAGGGUAACACACGCGUCAUAAUAUUAUCGAGCGCUCUACAAGCAUCGAUGCAGGUGAAUAAAGCUAAGAGGAGAUUCACAAUGGAAAGAGAUUCUUCACUUGAUCUUCUUAACCUCUGGAUACUAUAACUGGGAGAAAAAGUUUCUUCAGCUUGGGGAUGAUUCAACAUUAUACCUAUUGUAACAAUAAUGCCACCAUUUGUUUUAUGACACAAGUGAACUGGAGCUUUUUUGGGGGCAAGGACAAAAAGACAAUUAAAUUUUAUUGUGAUAACUUUUUUUUAUUGAAAAAUGAAUCGAUACACAAUUCUAAAACAACUGGGAGAUGGAACAUUUGGAAGUGUUCUAAUGGGAAAAAGCAAUGAGUCUGGAGAGUUAGUUGCUAUCAAAAGAAUGAAAAGGAAGUUUCACUCUUGGGAAGAGUGCAUGAACCUGAGGGAAGUGAAGUCAUUGAAGAAGCUGAAGCAUGCCAACGUUAUAAAGUUAAAGGAAGUGAUCCGGGAAAAUGACCAUCUGUACUUUGUUUUUGAAUAUAUGAAAGAAAACCUCUAUCAGUUAAUGAAGGACAGAGAAAAUAAGCUGUUCAGUGAAAGUGAAAUAAGGAACAUAAUGUUCCAAUUGAUCUCUGGCUUAGCUUUUGUACACAAGCAUGGAUUUUUUCAUCGUGAUAUGAAACCAGAGAAUCUGCUCUGCAUGGGCCCUGAACUUAUAAAAAUUGGAGAUUUUGGAUUAGCUAGAGAAAUUAGGUCACGUCCUCCUUACACAGACUAUGUUUCCACCAGAUGGUAUCGUGCUCCAGAAGUGUUGCUGAGAUCUUCAGUUUACAGUUCUCCCAUUGACAUGUGGGCAGUGGGCUGUAUAAUGGCUGAGCUCUAUACUCUGCGGCCCCUUUUCCCAGGAAAUAGUGAAGUCGAUGAAAUCUUUAAGAUUUGCCAAGUGUUGGGAACAGUGAAGAAGAAUGACUGGCCGGAAGGCUAUCAGCUUGCAGGGGCUAUGAAUUUCCGUUUCCCACAGUGUGUACCAACACACCUUAAUACACUAAUUCCAAAUGCCAGCAAUGAAGCCAUUGCCCUGAUGAGAGACAUGCUACAGUGGGAUCCAAAAAAGAGGCCUACAACCACCCAGGCACUGCUGUACCCUUACUUUCAAGUUGGACAAAUUUUGGGACCACCUCCACAGUAUGUAGAGCAGCAAAAGGCCCAGAACAAACCAGUACAGCCAACAGAGCCGAAGCCAGUAUCCCUGUCUAAAACCGAGCCACAGUCUUCACCGGAGCCUAUCAUCGAGGUUCAGCCCAAAGUAAACCACCAACCACUGCAGCAGAUUCAACUGCCACAACAGAUGUCCAACCAGUCUGACCUACCAAAUAUGACCUUCAAACAGCACCAGCCAUACCUACCAACCACAAAUAACAGCCCUGCAGUUAAACCAGCUGCAGCGGGCAAUGAAAAUAGUAUUGUUGGUAGUAAAAGUGGCCGAAGGCGCUGGGGGCAGACUAUACUGAAAACCUCGGACAGCUGGGACGAAUUUGAUGAUUCAGACAUUGGUGUCUCCUAUUCAAAAAAGUGUAGUAUAGGAUCCAUGAAGGAAAAAAUAAAUGAGGAGUCUCUCUUUCGGUCUGCAGAACAGAACCCCUCCUAUGCAUAUGGUACUGGAAACAGAGUUACAGCCAAUGCCAUAGUAAACAGGAUAGAGUCAGGAGUUUCAAACUCAUCUUCAGCACGGCAACACUAUUUACAACAAUCAAGGUACCUUCCUGGUGUAAAUCACAAGAAUUCUUCAGUAGUAGUAGGAAAUAAAGAAUCAUCCCAAGAUCUAUGGGGCAAUUCUUCAACUUUAAUUACUAAACCACUGAGGCCAAUUGGAGGAGGAAUGUCAGUUAACAGAGCCAAUGCAGCACAUUUUGGAGGGACUCACUAUACUUCUGGAGUAUACAUCCCAUCAUUUCAGAAAAAGGAGGUUGGUUCAGCUGGACAGAGGAUUCAGCUGGCACCCUUAGGAGGUCCAUCUGCAAAUUAUGAUGGAUGGAAGACCAAAGCAGCACGUUCACAAUUGUCAGGCACAAGUUUCAACACUGCUGGAAAAAAUUCUGGUAACCUCUUAUCCCAGGCUCCACCAAUCCAACCUGUGCACGGAAGAAUAGACUGGGCAGCCAAAUAUAGUACCCAUCGGUAGCAUAACUUGUUUGUUUUUUUUUCUAUGAGGUCCACUUCUAAAAUGUUUGUGGUCUGACAACGUGCAGACCAGUCACCCCUGGAUAAAAGAAGCAAUACCUUUGAAUGAGCAUGUGAAUCAUAGAGAGGCUUCCGACUCUUACUACUUGAAAGUGAGAUUUUUUUUUUCUAUGAAUAAACUUUAAUAACCAAUAUAAAAAAAAUAAAAUAAAAUACAUGUUAUUUGUUAAGUUCCUUCGAAUAAACCUAUGUUAAUAUUGUUUUUCAUAAAGAUUGCUGUAAAUAUGGUGGAAUAAAAAUAUAUUUUGUAGCUUGAAGACAAAUAGAUCUGUCAUUCUUUAUGCCUGUGCUGCAUGCUAAAAAUGAAGAGCUUGGCCUUUCUGGAUAAUCAUUUUAAACAUUAUUAAAAAAUUAAACAGGGCCCUCCCAAGUGUUAAAAUGCAAUUGAAUUAAACUCUGUUUGUUGAGCAAUGACUGGAGUUUCCUACUGAGCCGUUUAAGUUAGUUUGAGGUUGUACAUCAGUUGGCCCCAUUUACUUUUAAGUAUUCUUAUCAAAUAAUGGUUUAGGACCUGCAUGAAAUGAAUUGCAGUGGGCUGCAUGGUUUCUUAUGGAGGGGUACCCGAAUCUCAGAAAGCAGUUACUAGAUGUACAAAUUGUGAUUGUUACAGAAAGAUGUAUGUUCUCUGCACCAUUCCCCAAUAAAAUACAGACACGCUAAACAAUUACUGCUUUUUAUGUAAUUUAUUCAUUUCAUUAGAAUCGUUUUUAUUUGUAACUCUUGUCGAACACUGUAUUAAAUGUAUUACAAUCUCGAAAUACUGUAGCUAACUAAAAUGUUUGUCAAAACAAUCUUUUAGUUGUAAA